GUUCCCAGCCCAGAACGGAAAGAGAAAUCAACAGCCAUUAUAAUGCAGUGUGAUUUGUUACGGGAACCAAAGGUGGCGUCUCUAACCCUUUCUGGGGCAGAGAAGUAAGACUAACAGUAGCUAGCAUUCACUGAGCUCUUAUUAUAGAUCAGGCAUUUUCCAUUUAAUCCUUACAAAAAUGCUAUGAUGUGGUGUUAGGAUUCUUUUUUUUAAACAGAUGAAUGAACAGAGGCUUAUGGAGGUGAAAUUGUCUUGGGCGAGAAUCGGCUGAUAGCAUUUUGCCAACUGUCUCUAGCUGCCAUAAAAAGAUGUGACUGGUUCCCAGAAGUUUUCAGGGUUAAUGAUAUAUCUGGAAGCUUGAUAUAGGUGGCUUCAAGCUGGGGUAAACUUGGGAUGAGCUAGAUGUGAACGGUUGCAAUGACAGUGGUGCUAUUUUGAGAAACGUUUGAUCUGAUCUAAUCAGCUGAUUGUCUGGAUUCCCUGUAGAUACAGCUUUUUAGAGCUGUUGCUCAUGAAUACCUGAAAUUGUGUUACAUUAUUCAUUGAAUCUUCGCACCAUGCUGGGAGCUAUGUGCUUGAAAUAUUAUCAGCUCCAUUUACAGGGGAAGGACCUGAGGCUCAGAGAAGGAUAAGCUUGACCAUGGUCGUGAAGCCAGGACAGAGACAGGAUUUGAACGGAGGCACAGGUAGGAUCCUAUGACCAGCUGCCCACUCCAGCCCACCGUGAUGGAGGCAAAUGAUUCCUCUCGUGUGGAUUCUGAGUUCCGAUACACCCUCUUCCCAAUUUUUUACAGCAUCAUCUUUGUGUUGGGGGUCCUCGCCAACAGCUAUGUGCUGUGGGUCUUUGCCCACCUGUACCCUUCCAAGAAAUUCAACGAGAUAAAGAUCUUCAUGGUGAACCUCACCAUGGCUGACCUGCUCUUCCUGGUCACCCUGCCCCUGUGGAUCCUCUACUACUACAACGAGGGCAACUGGAUUCUUCCUGAAUUCCUGUGCAACCUCGCUGGCUGCUUCUUCUUCAUUAACACCUACUGCUCAGUGGCCUUUUUGGCCGUCAUCACUUAUAACCGCUUCCAGGCUGUAACACAGCCCAUCAAGACCGUUCAGGUCACCACCCGCAAGCGUGGCAUCCUUUUGUCCCUGAUCAUCUGGGUGGCCAUUGUGGCCGCUGCAUCCUACUACCUCAUCCUGGACUCCACCAACACAGUGCCCAACAAGACGGGCUCAGGCAACAUCACACGCUGCUUUGAGCACUACGAGAAGGGCAGUAUCCCAGUCCUCGUCAUCCACAUCUUCCUCGUGUUCAGCUUCUUCCUCAUCUUCCUCGUCAUCCUCUUUUGCAACCUGGUCAUCAUCGUCACGCUGCUCACGCAGCCGAUGCAGAUGCAGCGCAAUGCAGAGAUCAAGUGCCGGGCGCUCUGGAUGGUCUGCACGGUGCUGGCUGUGUUCAUCAUCUGCUUUGUGCCCCACCACAUUGUACAGCUGCCCUGGACCCUGGCUGAGCUGGACUUCCAGAAGAGCAACUCCCACCAGGCUAUUAACGAUGCACAUCAGGUCACUCUCUGCCUCCUUAGUACCAACUGUGUCUUAGACCCCAUCAUCUACUGUUUCCUCACCAAGAAGUUCCGUAAGCACCUAACGGAGAAGUUUUACAGUAUGCGCAGCAGCCGGAAAUGCUCCCGGCUCACCACGGAGACAGGCACCGAAGUGGUCAUGCCGCUCAAACAGGUCCCUGUCAAUUCCCUCAAAGAUUAGGCCCAGAUUGUUUGGAGCCCAGAGGCUUAUCCUCCAUGGACAUCAUGGAGGGACCUGGGGGAGGAAGGGGUGUCUGAUGCGGCCCUGGCAUCUGCUCCCUGGGCACUGGUGGCCCAUUAGGUAUGGAGGCUACCUCACCAAGGUGUCGAUGCUGGGUAGAGCCAGACUGCUGGGAAAUCCAGAACUUGAACGAGCCCUUUCAGCCACCUUUGGGCACAUGCCAUAAUAACCUUGGUUGGUAACCUCAUCCCGAGCGCCUGAGUCUGACAGCUCUGGAAGGAAUGUCAGGGCCAGGGGCAGUCCUUGGGGGUUGACACUGAGCCGCCCAGUUCAUCCUACCAGGACAGCAGUCCCAAAUGAGUAAGUUCUAAAGUUUUGGGCAACCACUCCCUUUAUCACUAAAAAGUCAGAGAAGGGGUUUUGGAAAAGGGACGCUCCCCUCGCUGCGUGGCACCGUCUUUGGGAUAGACUUUUAAGCUAGGAUGGUGCCGCCCAGUCUCUACCUAAAGGCACAAGGUCUUUGUGGCACUCUCAGGGGAAGUGGCUUGGUGGAACCCUCUCCCGAGUCAUGCAACAACCUGUAUUGAGUGAUGAUCAGAGAAGAUAAAACAUGCAUAGACCGAAAGCUAGGAUGGGGAGCCUGUCUCCUGGGGCAGAUGUGUGUUUCCGCACAGGCCUCACCUCAGGCCUGGGGCAGCUCUGGGGCAGCGGGAGAGACACAACACCCACAUCCACCUUCUGUCUCAACAAGGGACCCUGAAGAAGUAACUCCUGCAGCACAGCCACCCACUGUGGGUGGGCAAAGUCCCCUCAAAGCCAAAUUGGGGCCCUCCAGGCCACUGCGAUGCCCAGAGGCUUCCGUGGGAAAGGGCAGUUAGGCUGAGAAGUACCUGCAGGAAGGCCUCCAGAGUGGAAGGAGUCCGUAGCUCCCCUCCCCACCUCACCUUCUGAGAGGCCCCUCUGACUUAGCUGCCACGAGCUGAGAAGAGCAACUAGAAUCCCAAGGGCAGGCAGGCACUUUGAGUUCUGGGUGCAGAAGAGAGGUGAAAACUUCUCUUGAGGAGUUCUAGAUGCCCGAGCCUCCUCUCGCACCCUGAGCACCUGCAGUGUGAACCUGACAGCCUCAGACCCAGGGGCUAGGAGGAGCCUUCCCUGGUUUCCAGAAAUCGUCUUCCCUUCCAGCCAGUGACCCCACAAAGCUGGGAUCCUCGUUUCCCGCAUACUGGGCUGAUUUUGAUAAAUGCCUCCCAAUGGGCCAGAGACCUGCUUGGGUCUGGGGUGGCAGUUGUGGGCUGGACUUAGCAGGUGGUGACUAGGUGGAUAGUGCAGCGGACUUGAACUUCGGGGUCACACAGACCCAGGUUCAAGCUGUGGCUUUGUCACUUCCUGCCCAGGGCCUGUGAACUGAGUUUCCUACCUCAUAGAGUUAUGAGGAGCAGAUACCUCUAGGUCAGGCUGA
Molecule: messenger RNA, 3214 nt
Organism: Aethalodelphis obliquidens (Pacific white-sided dolphin)
Lineage: Eukaryota; Metazoa; Chordata; Mammalia; Artiodactyla; Delphinidae
Gene: PTAFR
Product: platelet activating factor receptor
Exons: 2
Coding region: 697-1755 (352 amino acids)
Biological process (GO): G protein-coupled receptor signaling pathway; chemotaxis
Cellular component (GO): membrane
Molecular function (GO): platelet activating factor receptor activity; G protein-coupled purinergic nucleotide receptor activity
Source: RefSeq, a predicted model, not a curated record